Vitrella brassicaformis is the source of this 6068-nucleotide messenger RNA. Lineage: Eukaryota; Vitrellaceae. The record is from the annotation of a GenBank genome assembly.
CGGGCAGCUGUCAAAUCCCGCGUUGCACCGAUGCGUGAAACACCGGACUCACUUGCGGUGUCUGUCAGGUGUCUGUCUGUGUGCAAUUCCUACUGUGAAUAUGCAUAUGAAUGAUGCAGUGCAUUCAAUGGCACAGAUAGUCCACGCGCACUGCAUGCGCACACAAAUCUCGCCAUUCUCAUGUGCACUGUUCGCAUAAAGGCACAACCGUCGUGCAUUGAGGAAGCUCAGCACACUCAACAAAAGUGCUUGUGGGUUGGGGCACUCUCGUUGCCCCAACCCACUGUGGCAGAAAAGACAGCGCCUCCAUACAUGGACACAGCGAGUGACUGAGUGCCCUAUCUACCCAUCACACACACCCAAACGACGCCUCCCUCACGCACACAUGCAUCAUGUACCAGUCGGAGCAACACACACGACACACUCAAUCAAUAUCGAUAUUGAGCAUCAAUAGCAUGUGAUCGAGCAGACGAAUGGAUAAAUAGUACGUAGUGGACAUGCGUAUACACAUACAGUCAGUAUACAUAUGCAUGUGUACGUACGUGUACGUACGUGUAUGUAUGUAUGUGUGUUUGUACGUAUAUGUAUGUAUGUAUACGGAUGUAUGUAUACAAAUACGUAUAUAUGUAUAACACACAUAUAUAUUGACGCAUCAGCAUGACGCCACCCCCUCUCGAGAACUGCAAUAGAGAGAGGCAACGACACACAUGACAUCAAAGCCACACACACGCAAUCGCAGGAAGUCUCAAUCGCAAACUGGCCGUGUCACACGUGCCUUACAUAUGCAGCGAAAGGAAGAAAGCCCAAACAGCACACAUCGCAGGGCUGCACGUGUCCAUUGAACUCGCCCUGUGGACGCACCGCCAUUCACCAUGCACACAUCGCACAUGAGAGCGUCCCCAUCACUCACUCUCGCCCGACCCGCACUGCAUGUCUGUAUGUAUGUAUGUACGUAGUAAUGUGUGUAUGCCGGCAGGCGGCACGUGGAAUGAGUGAAUCGGCAGGCAAAAACGAGAUGAGUGAGCGUGGGUGCAAUGACAUUAAAGACGGCUAAGCUGUGAAUGGGCGGCGACAAAAGGAAAAUCGGACCGAAAAACGCUACGUUGCUCCCCAUCCAACACAACCUACACGCACACACACAGAGGGGCAUCGGACGAUGGCGACCACCACAUGCCCGUGGUGCAUGUGGGUGUCAUUCUUACCCGACUGAUUCUACCGGAUUGCUGAGUAAUAUCCGCAUCAAUCAGAUGGGCACCUGUACCUGCAUGCAAGACGCGCAUGCAGCCAGCUGUGUCUGGUGUCUGGUAUACCUACCUCAUUGGGAUUGAUCUCCUCGAGCCAGUCGAGGAUCGACGUGACGUCGCCCACCCCGAAUGGCUCACUGAACACCUCCUGGUGCGCCCUCUUGACCGUCAAGUUGAGGCAUCGUGCAAACGUGUUGCCCUUGAGCCGUGCCUGCACACACACACACACACACACAGCGACACAGACACAGCGAGUAAGAGAGAGGCUUGCUGCAUGUCAUGUUUGUGGUCUGUACCUUCUUGACCAGGUCAACCAGGUCCUGCAGCUGCUCGUUGUGCGUGAAGAUGGCCACGAUGUCGUCGGUAGUCAGUUUGGAGAGCUUCACCGUCUUGUGCAUACGCACAUUGCCUGUCUCGAGCCACACACGCACAUAGAGGGAGGAAGUGACGGUGAAGGGGGCUCGCUCUGUGUCUGUCGUCGUCCAUUUGUGUCCACCGACAUUUCUCCUCCUUGACGCGCCCUACGGCCAGCAGCAGCACCAGCAGCCGCAGCGGCAGCAGCAGCAGCAGCAGGGGCGAAACCGCCUGCCAAUCACACACACAUUUUGACAUACACACAUUGACUCCAGACACCAUGUGUGGCUGCAGUCCCUCCCCCCUUACCCUGUGGCUGAUUGGCCUCCUGUCUGUCGUUAUUAUCGUCGUCCGCUUCCAGAUCGAUCACCACACGUUCUGGCGGGCCGUUGGCCGCCGCCCCAGCCGCCAUCCCGUCCCUGUUGCCACUGCCACCAACUCCGGAAGCAUCACCGUGUCCGCCCAGACCAUCGUUGUAUUGGCCCUCCCCCUGUGCAGCCUCCCUGUUGCCGUCGUGGUCGUCAGCAGCAGCCGAGCCCCGCCCCCCGUCGCCCUCCUGUUUGACGGCGUUGCCGCCACCAGCACUCUGCUCACGAUGGCCGUCUGAGCAAAUUGGGGGAGGGGGAGGGGGUGCGGGGGGCAUCUGCUCGUCCUGGGAACCCACACUCGACCCUAAUCGAAAGAAGGCACAGAGAUGCCAUGGAACGAUGGACUUCAUGUCGUCUGGUGGUGGGUUUUGUACCCGUCCGGCGGCGUUUGUUGGCCCGUUUCUUGCCCUUGUAGUUGUCGUCACGCGCCUGCCGCUUCUGCUUCUUCUUGCCGCGACGAGAUGGUGGUGAUGGGGAGCGGGAGGAGGAUGGAGAGGGGGAGGGAGGUGCAUCGGCCACUGCUGCUGCUGCUGCUGCUGCCGGUGGGUCGUCCUGACACAAACAGAGGAGAUAGGCAGGUAUGUUCACGCCUUCUCCUUCCCUCCCUGCCUCCCCUCACCGGGAACUGGUGGUCUGCCAGCAGCUGCUCCCAGCCGGUGAUGCGAGGGAUGAGGCGAUCAGACUUCUUCUCCUUGUGCUUGGGGAGCUCGCUGUUGCGGUAGUUGAUGGCCUUCCUGAACAGGGAACGGGCGGUCUUGUACUCCUUCAGGCCGAAGCGCUUGUUGACCACCCACUGGUUGGGCCCCCCACCACGCGCCGUCAGUCGGACGUGGAGGGCCGGCGAUUGGACGCCCCGGCUCCUCCGGAAGUGGAUGCCCAGUGAGCAAAACUUGUCCUUCAGCUUGUCGAAGAACUCCCACAUUGACUUCUCUGAUACAAACAGACAGACAGACAGACAGAUUUAGUUGAGUGAGUCAGUUGGGGCUGUGCGCCACCUAGCUCGCUGUGGCGGCUGCGUGGAGGCGACGGGGAGCGAUCCGCGGCCUGGAAGAAGCACACACACACCGCACACAAAGCGCGUCGAUUGACUGACCACGGCAUGAGUUACUCUUGGUCAUGUUACCUCUGCGUCUUUGCCGUCGUUCUCCUCGCCAGAUGAGAUGUCGUCGUCCUCAUGAUCGUCAUUGUCCUCAUUGUCCUCAUUGUCGUCCUUGUAUUGCUGUGCAUCGGCCGCUGCUGCUGCUGCUGCUGCUGCCGGUGGGUCGUCCUGACACAAACAGAGGAGAUAGGCAGGUAUGCUCACGCCUUCUCCUCCCCUCCCUGCCUCCCCUCACCGGGAACUGGUGGUCUGCCAGCAGCUGCUCCCACCCGGUGAUGCGACGGAUGCAGCGAUUGGAGUUCUUGUCCUUGUGCUUGGGGAGCUCGUUUUUGCGGUAAAUGAUAGCCGCCUUGAACAGCGCACGGAUGGUCUUGUACUCCUUCAGGCCGAAGUACUUGUUGACCACCCACUUGUUGGGCCCCGCACCACGCGCCGUCAGUCGGACGUGGAGGGCCGGCGAUUGGACGCCCUGGCGCCUCCGGAACUGGAUGCCCAGUGUGUGGCGCGGGCCAAACCUGUCCCUCAGCUUGCGCAAGAACUCCCUCAUCGACUUCUCUGAUACAAACAGACAGACAGACAGACAGACACAUUCAGUUGAGUAGUCAGCUGGUGCUGUGCGCUACGUAGGUCGCUGUGGCGGCUGCGUGGAGGCGACGGGGAGCGAUCCGCGGCCUGGAAGAAGCACACACAUAACACACACAGCGUGUCGAUCGGGUUAUCAUGCCACAAGUGACUGUUGGUCAUGUUACCUCUGCGUCACUGUCGUCACCCUCCUCGCUGGAUGAGAUGUCGUCGUCUUCAUAAUCGUCGUCGUCAUCGUCACCAUCUUCCUCACUGUCGUCCUUGUGUGCCCUCUUGCGACCCUUCUUGGCUAUCUCGGCAUUCUUCUGCUCGGCCACCCGCGCCGCAGCACGACCACCGCCGACCGGCGCCGCACCCAUCUCAUCUCCGUCAUCCAUGCCACCACCCAUGCCUGACACAUCCACAACACAGGCGUCCCACACAAGGCCAUCUCGUUCCCCACCCACCCUUUCACUCACUUUGUCCGAGGGCUGGCCCCGCCUCUCCCUCCCCCUCUCCCGAGCCCUGUGCGCCAUUGCCCGACGCACCGCCACCGCCCCGUCCGCUCAUGAGGCCACCAUGGUGCCCAUCGAGGGCUGGCCCAUUGGCGACGGCGUCAUCCAUCUCUUCCUCCUGCUUGACGCGCUCCAGCUUGACUGAUGCAGACGAACGGGCGCGGCUACUCGCCAUCGGUGGAUGAGGCACCUGAAUACGGGACAUGCAGAUAGGCAAGGCAACGGUCUGGGAGAUCUGUGUGUAUUUUGCCUUCUUUCUUCGCCGCUGCCCUACCUGGAUGAUCGGCUGCGACGACGAAGAGGCGGCACCCUCGGAUCUUGGAAUUGCCUGCACGAUUUCUAAGCUCGCAGCAGCGUUUCGCGCAGGAUGGUGGCGAGAAUCUCAUUUGCGUCGAAUUGUGACGCUUAAUGCAUAGCAAGGCACAUACCGCUCACCAAUUCAUUCAUUGCAAUCAAUGUGGAUCUGUCCGAUCCAUCACAUCUCACACAUCUCACACAUCUCAUUUCAUCCACACGGACGGACAUGUCGUCACACACGCACAACAAAAAGACACCACACCCUCAUGCAGCCGUCUGUUUUCUUAAGCACCGCAAUGCAAUGCAAGGCUCAUCAUGAGUCUGCUUCAUCCUCACUCAUCAUAGUGGGGGGAUCCCUCUCCCUCUCCAUGUCUUCAUCGUCUUCGUCCCACCGCUCCAGCCGGUCAUACUCAUCCUGCUGACGGCCGAUCCGCUCCAUCUCCUCAUACGCCUCGUCGCUCAGCCGCGACGCCUUCUUGCCGCCCUUGCCCUUAGCCUUCCCCCUGUGCCGCCAAGCCGCCUGCUGCCUCUCGUCCUCUUCGCCCCCCAGACCCCACGCGAACGCCUCACGCCGCUUCUCCGGUUCGCCGCCUUUCAUAGUAUCGCCGAACCAGUCAGUGUGCUCCGGGCCCGCGGAUGGCUGAACUUCAUUGGUCUCUACAUUGGUUUGCCGUCUGGAGGACGGCUCUCCGCGAUUGUCGGCCGAGGUGUGGUGACCAGAGGGGGGGAGGGGCUGGGGCGAUGACGAGGAUGGCUGGCUUGUGGCAGUGGUGCUGAGGAUGCCCAGGCGUGUGAGUCGUGGUGCGUGUCGAACGAUGUCGGUGUCGAACGAGUGGUCGACGGGCUGAGCGGUCUCCCAGAAGGGAAGGUGGCCGAACUGACGAUUGUUGACCAUCACCUGGUUAAUACACACGUGCAGACAAACACCACGUAUGACACCAUGACGCCUCUCUCCCUCUCAUCCCCGUGUGUGCCUCGCUCACCCCUCUGCCCCUGUCGUUUGUGGUCCUGGCCUGAUCUCGUAUUCUGAAAGCCCUCUCCAGCUCCUCAGCCGCCUCGUCGUCGUCAGGCUCCAUCCCCACACACUUCUCAAGCGCACUCACGGCGCUGUCCACCUCGCCGAAGUCCAGCAAAGCCCUUCCGAGAGUCAAAUACCCCGGCUGCCAUUGCGCGUCCAUCACAAUGGCCCUCUUGGCGGCCUUGAUGGCUCUGAACGGCUCAUCGAGCCUCAGAAGGGCUUGCGCGCACUGCUCGUAGAGGGCGGCACGGGGAGAGAUGGUGAUGGCCUUCUCCCAGGACAGCAGGGCCGACAGGAAGUCAUCAUUGGCAGCGAAGAUGUUGCCCUGCUCUCUCAGCUGGGCGCCGAGGGUCUCCUGGUCCUUCAGCAAGCGCGCCGGCGCCCUCACCAGAUCCAUCGCAGCGGCCGCAGCUUGUGGCUGGCUGGGAGGUUUCCUGUCGGGCUUGCGCAUGCGCGUGUCAUCCUGACCACCGUCGAAGGGCCAUUCGGAUGCGUCGUUCGGCCGUCUGCUUGCCGAAGUCCUUGCUGACGUGAGCUUGAAGCUGACAGCGGUUCUUGUGGGCACAUCGCCUCUUCCAGCACUCGCCAUCAUGAUGCUCGUCGUCUUUUUCG